AGAGCUCAAUUGACCCCAACAAAGCUCCCACUUUUGUCAUUUCAGUCCCAACCAGAGUCCACGGUCACGUCGAUGACCACCACCAUGUCCUCCGCCACGGCCACCACCACCACCCUCCUACUCCUCCUAACCCUAAUCGCCACCUCCACCUCCACCUCAGCCCCAAUUCUCGGCCUCGACACCUUCCUCACCCACCAGUCCCGCUACGACCGGCAAGCCUCCAACGACUCCUUCCAGUCUCUCUCCUCCACUCUCCGCCACUCCCUUUCUCUCUCCUCGCCGUCUCUCUCCCACUCUCUCUCCUCCAUCCUCUCCCUCACCAUCCCUCUCUCUCUCCACGUCCGCCUCGUCGGCCCUUCCUUCCCUUCCUCCUCCGCCACUCUCCUCUCCUCCUUCCUCUCCGCCUCCCAGACCUCCGAUCACUUCCACGUCAUCACCCCCGCCGACGCCGCGGACUCUCACCGCUUGGCCGUCAAGCACUCCCUCCACCUCGACGUCAGUCACUCCCCCUCCCUCGCCUCUCAGCUCUCCAAAACCCUAGCCUCCGAGCUCGCCAAUACCCCCGCCAGUCUCCGAUCGCCGCUCGUCUCCGUCGCCUACGAUUCAAUCGACCGGAUCAUCAAGCAGGACUUCGACAAAGAGAAGCCGGUCCACGGCGUUUACCUCUAUUUCUUGGAUUUGGGGCCCCAAUCCAAGAGCUAUGCUUACAGCUAUGGAUCUGGUGACUCCUCUCCUGGCUUCACCAAGUGCUUGGGCAGCGUUUGGACCGGGUCGGACCGCUACAUUUGGAUCGAUUUGGGCGCCGGACCGGUCGACUACGGCCCGGCGCUUUCCGGCGACGGUGUCUUGCCGAAAGGCGAGUUUCAUCCUCUGGCGGCGUUGCACGGCUCGCCCAAAGCUCAGAAGGCUUUGCUGGCGGACUUGGCUUCCUUGGUUUGGAGUGCUUACCAGGUUCUUCUUGUUCCCUCUUUGAGAAUUCCUGUUCAGUAUGAGAAUUCUUUGAUUGUUCAGUUUAUACAUGUUUAUGGAGGUGAGAGUGGUAAGGAUUCGAGUGGUUUGGAUUGGAAAUCGAUUGAGAGGACCUUUAUGGAUGAGGCUAAGGAUAAUGGCUUGUUGUUAGGGGAUCAGUCUUUGAGAUUCAAGAAUUAUAAGGUGAAGUAUUCGGAGUGCCCGAUAUGUUCAUUUGCUAUUGCCAGGUCGAUUAAUUCAUAUACGUCGAGGUUCUUGUUUGAUAACUAUACGUUGAUUGCAAGUGAGUAUUUGGAUUCGAAGAGAUUGCAUCAGAUAUUGUCAGACUCUGCUGAUGAGUUUAGGAGAGUGGCAGGGUUUCCUGAGGAGGAUUUUGGCAGGGUGCUUCCUGUGUAUGUGUUUGAUUUGGACUACCACAUGCUGUUGCUGCUCGAUAGGUAUCACCAAACUGUUGCUUUUAGAGAUAUGGUGAUUGCAGUGAGGACCAGGAACACACAGACUGUGAGUGAUUAUAGCUGCAAUGGCCGCCAUGUGUUUACACAGACGAGGGAGCUUGAGAGACCACUUGUUGGUUCGAUUUUACAGAGUAUGUGGGGAGUGUCGCCGACUCAUAUGUUGUGGAGCCCUAGGCACAAUACUACGUUGGUGGAUUACACGUGGAGUGUUGGGCAGACUCCAUUUGGGCCGUUCUCGGAGAUUUCAUCACUAUCAUUCGUACAGAAGGAUGCUGCUCGGAGAAAUGUUCUUUUGACAUCACUGAAUUACAGCAUAUCAAGUGCUGUAGAUGUUCUUGAAUCCAUAGCUGCACAUGGUGGGGAGAGAAAGCUCCUGAAACGUAAUCGACAUGUUGAGUUCGUACAAAGGUGGAAUUUCUUCAAGUACAAGCUGGACAAAGCAGUUGCUGCAAUGUCACAUUUAGACUUUGAGAUGGCUUUAUACUAUAUGAGGUCCUCAGAUCAUGAUCUAUAUGCUAUCCACUCUAUUGUGUAUCAUGCCUCCCAGGAAUUGGAGGCAUCCCUUGUAUGUUUCAAGGAUCCACCAUUUCCGUGGUCUUUUGUGUUUAUGGUUGCAGUGCUUCUCCUUCUUGGCUAUUAUAUUAGUUCUAGAAAACACAAACUAUUCAGAAGUAAGAGUAAGCAAUUUUGAAGCUCUUUAGAGGAAAUAGAGGAAAUGAGGUUUGUAUCUUUUGAAUGCAAUACAACACAUGUACUUCUGUAAGGAACUUCAUCAGAUCAGGAACUAGUAUUUAGUUGCUUGAAACUUCACUGUAUUUUGUAUUGUUCUUUGUCCCUUUAUUUCUUAAGUUCAUGACAUCUGCCAAUUGCAAACUGUGAUUUCAACACUUGCAGAAUAACCACUGAUGGUAUGUAGUUUGGAGAACUUCUGUGGUG
Rosa chinensis is the source of this 2360-nucleotide messenger RNA. RefSeq lists its product as uncharacterized. Bases 73 to 2115 code for a protein of 680 amino acids. The transcript has a single exon. The record is from RefSeq and is a predicted model, not a curated record. NCBI's taxonomy places the organism in Eukaryota, Viridiplantae, Streptophyta, Magnoliopsida, Rosales, Rosaceae.